Molecule: messenger RNA, 842 nt
Organism: Rubroshorea leprosula
Lineage: Eukaryota; Viridiplantae; Streptophyta; Magnoliopsida; Malvales; Dipterocarpaceae
Source: the annotation of a GenBank genome assembly
AACAUUAAUAUGGCUAUGGCUACACAUGCUCCAACUUGAUCGUAUCUGAUCAGACGAGCAGAGAUGAAGCCAUGGAGGAAUCCUAUUAACAAAACUAGUGGACAAUCACAAAUAAGGGAGCUAUGCAUCCAAUUUUCUUGUAAUGGUGGGCUAUACGACAAUUCAACAAGACAUUUAUGAGUUUUUUUGAAUGCAUUUGUCUUGUACUAAGGAAAUGAGAAGAGCAGAAACAUCAAAACAAUGGUAAGAGCAUAUACAACAGGGGGUGGGAGCUUGAGAUUGCGCAGGGAGCUUCAAAAAUUUUGGGGUGAAGGGAUGGAGCAUUCUUCCUGCUGGGUUUGCCAACUUCUUUGGGUGUUGAAUUUUUGUUUAAUUUUAGAGUUGAACACGCCGGGCUUCCCGGCCGUUCAAGCAUGUUGGAGCCGGCCUAUGCUCCCUCCUCUGACGACCCUUCCGAAUUCGGCGGUGGUCCCCUCCAUCCGACAGCUUCUAUAGGUGGCGGUGAACGCGGGGGAUCCCAAAUCUGGCAACCUUGUGACCCACCUGCUGCCUCCAGGGAUCUGCCUCCAGGGAUCGGCCUCCGCCUGAUCUGGUUUCCGCAUCGGCAUCCUGGAGCCUGGCGCACCUUCCACAUGGAUAGAUUGAAGGGUGUUCCGUUUAGAUCGCUCAACCGAAGGCCGCUGUAUAGCUACGCCCUUAGUGGUUGUUCGAGUGUCAUGUACACCUCCUUUCGGCCUCUGGAAAUGGGUCUACUCUAGUUUCUUGCUCCUGUUGUAAUCUUACUGUUUAUUAUUCCUGUAGAUGCCGUAUGGCAGUAUUUGAAAUUAACCAAUUUCAUUCUG